ACUGUAUUAUAAUGUUGUUGUUUCUUUUGUCUUUCUGCAGGUUCUCUCUAGAAACACUGGAUUCUUAAGCUUCCAGCUUUGAUGUGGUGCAGUAUCAAGUCCAGUCCAAGAUGACUGAAGAGGUGAUCGUUGUGGCCAAGUUUGACUACAUGGCCCAGCAGGAGCAGGAGCUGGACAUCAAGAAGAAUGAGCGCCUGUGGCUGCUGGACGACUCCAAGUCCUGGUGGCGCGUGCGCAACACCACCAACAAGACCGGCUUUGUGCCUUCCAACUACGUGGAGCGGAAGAACAGCGCAAGAAAAGCCUCCAUCGUCAAAAACCUCAAAGACACACUAGGGAUCGGUAAGCCGAAACGGAAACCUGGCAUGCGGGACACGGCCCCCAACGCAGACACCGAUCAGUAUGCCGACAACGGCGAGCGCCUUUACGACCUUAACCUGCCAGCACUCGUCAAGUUCAGCUACGCAGCCGAGCGCGAGGAUGAACUGUCUCUGGUCAAGGGGACGCGGGUGAUCGUCAUGGAGAAGUGCAGCGACGGCUGGUGGCGUGGCAGCUACCAGGGCCGCUCCGGCUGGUUCCCGUCCAACUACGUGACGGAGGAUAUGGAUGGCAGUGCCACGCUGGCGUCGGGGGAGCCGGCCUCAUCGCUACCGGAGAAGCUGGCGGCCGCCGUGCACGGGGCCACGCCCGGCGGCUACGCCGCCAACGGUAACGGCAGCCGCGGGGUUCUGCACACGGUGCAGGCGCUGUAUCCCUUCAGCUCGACCAAUGAGGAGGAGCUGCGCUUCGAGAAGGGAGAACUGAUGGAGGUGAUUGAGAAGCCCGAGAAUGACCCAGAGUGGUGGAAAUGCCGGAAGGCAGACGGCCAGGUAGGCCUGGUGCCCAAGAACUACGUGACGGUGCUGGCCGAGGCAGCCUGUGUAGGUCCUCCCACCCCGGACUGCGACUACGUCCAGCCCUCCGCAAGCGGACGCUUCGCCGGCAAGCUGUGGUACUACGGUAAGGUGACACGGCACCAGGCAGAGGUGGCCCUCAACCAGCGCGGCACUGAGGGAGACUUCCUUAUCCGCGACAGCGAAUCAUCGCCCAACGACUUCUCCAUUUCCUUAAAGGCCGCGGCCAAAAACAAGCAUUUCAAAGUGCAGCUGAAGGACACCCUCUACUGCAUAGGCCAGCGCAAGUUCAACUCCAUGGAGGAGCUGGUGGAACACUACAAAAAAGCGCCCAUCUUCACCAGUGAACAGGGGGACAAACUCUACCUGGUCAAAGCCCUCGCAGCGUCCUGAUCACUCCAGAAAUGUCAAACUCGGCCUAUAAACUGACAUAUAAAAGACUACAUCCAAAACAGACUCGUGGGAAAUAAUGAACAUUCCAAGUGAAGAUGAGUGCGAAGAGGAGAGAAUGAGAAGAGGAGAGAUAAGGUGGACUAUGACUUGCUCUUAAGGACGUGGACACAUACAAUUGUAUUAAAUCAUGUUUAGGUCAUAGGACGCAACGUAUGUCAACAUAUACUAGAUCUACAUUUAGUUCAUUUUGUUAAUAUAUAUUCUUUUUCAUGUUUUGUUUUUUUUGUUUUGUUUUUGUUUUUUUUUUUUUAAUGUGAUGCUUACAUUCUUCCCAGGACUAACAGCCACAGGGAGCUUUUCAGCAUCACAAACAGCCAUUGGGAGUUUUGAAAGAAAAUGCUUAAAAAUGCUUAAGAAUUCCUGUACUUUUCCUGUCAUUCUGCUGAGCUGCAAACUUUUUGGACAUUCUUUCACACGCCACCUGCCACAUCAUGCCUGGAGAAACUUUUGCUAAUAGUGCAAACAAAAUAAAACAGAAAUUGAAGUGA
Clupea harengus (Atlantic herring) is the source of this 1834-nucleotide messenger RNA. It is a transcript of the gene nck1b, whose product is annotated as NCK adaptor protein 1b. Gene Ontology annotation, biological process: cell migration; positive regulation of translation in response to endoplasmic reticulum stress; negative regulation of PERK-mediated unfolded protein response. The record is from RefSeq and is a predicted model, not a curated record. NCBI's taxonomy places the organism in Eukaryota, Metazoa, Chordata, Actinopteri, Clupeiformes, Clupeidae. Gene Ontology annotation, cellular component: cytoplasm. Gene Ontology annotation, molecular function: ephrin receptor binding; receptor tyrosine kinase binding; signaling adaptor activity.